AUUAUUCUGGAUUUUGAAGAAAAUAAUGCAUAUUAAUGUUCAAAAAGUCUUGUUUCUUUACUCUGCUUGGAUUUUUACUCUACUUUUCCUUCAAUCUUGCACUCUAUGUUUUGCACGUGAAGAAUUUCAAGAACGCCGCCCCUCAAUCAGCUUCAGAGAACAUGAUAACAAGGUGGAAGCUGGCAGGGCAAUUGACAUUGCAAUUCAUGGGAUUAUGUUAUGGGCUUCAAUGGGAUUGUUGUUGCCUGCUGGAAUACUUGCAAUUAGACUGUCCACAUUAAUGGAAGAAUGUGAUAGUAAAAAAAAGCCUAGAGUCACACUCUUCUAUGUCCAUGCCAUUCUUCAGUUACUUGGAAAAAAUUUCAAAAGGUGGUUUCAGUGGUAGUAGCAACUGCAGGGGCAGUAUUAUCCAUCAAAAGCUUUGAAAAUAGAUUCAACAACAUUCAUCAAAGGAUAGGUUUAGCACUUCAUAUUGCUAUUUAUGUCCAAUUUGGAAUGGGUUUUUUUCGGCCUAAGAGGGGGAGAAAGUGGAGGAGUGUGUGGUACUUUUUCCAUUGGCUACUUGGGACAACACUAAGUUUGGCAGGGGUAAUCAACACCUACACAGGGCUAAGGGCCUACCAUGAGAAGACAUCAAAGAGCAUAAGCCUUUGGGUCAUGAUUUUCACAGCUCAAGUAUCAUUUAUGGGGUUUUUCUAUCUUUUUCAAGACAAAUGGGAGUACAUUAAAAAGCAAGGAGAUAUGGUUGUUGGCAAUGAACCCAAUGCUACAGCUGUAGUGGCCACAACAACAACAACAGCAAUAUGUGAAGUAGUGGUUCAUGCUGCUGAGACAUACAGAAGGAGCAAUGCACUUGGGACUUAUUUUUCAAGAAGCAAAGCACUCAAGAAACUAUUUCAGCAAACAUCAUGAUGAUGAUGAUGGGUUGUUUAAUAAAACACUUGUUGAGUUGUGUUGUUUUUUUACUUUGUCUAAAUAAUUGGUCCACCUUAUGAUUCAUUUAUAUUUUCCGUGUCACUAGCGGCUAGUUUAUCACUUGAGUCACCAUGAUUUAUCCCUCUACUAUCCUGUUGGGCUAGGGUGUGGGG
This is a messenger RNA of Cuscuta campestris, 1088 nucleotides long. Lineage: Eukaryota; Viridiplantae; Streptophyta; Magnoliopsida; Solanales; Convolvulaceae. The record is from the annotation of a GenBank genome assembly.